GGUCCCUACACAGAGUUUUCCUUUGGAGCCCUCGUAGGGAGUUUGCCCUUUACUAGUUCUCACCUGGUCGGGUGAAGGUUGAUCGCUUCUCCAGGAACUAGAAAAGGGUCGUUCUCUCUUCGUUUGCGUCUUUUUGGCUGGUUUCAGUGAGCAACAACACUGCGGGCAGGAAUCCAAGCAUUAAAAAAAAAAAAAAAAACAUUGUGUGGUUCUGCACCCCUCUGAAGGCUCUCUGUGUAGCUGUAGAGCUGCAUUGCCUGACAGAUCUUCCGUAGCCAGUCACUUCAGAUACCAAGGAGUAUCAUGCCUGAGAAGAGGUUGGUUUCCUCACUGGAAAGACUCUGCCUGGAGUAUGUGGCUAAGAAUCUGGACCAGGUCUGGGACAAAGAUUUAAUGGACAACCACCUUGCUGAGUCCUUUGUCCCAUGGCUGAUCUACAUAAGAUGGGAGGCCAAAACCCUCACCUCUGCCGUGCUGGACACUCUCCUGGUGCACCAUUUGAGGACACUGAAACUGAGUUUUUGCCCAGAGCUGGUUGAUCAGGCCCUUAUCCAGACCAUCGCAGUGCGCUGCAAGAAGCUGACCUUGCUGGAUCUCUUUGACUGCAGCAAUGUUCCUGCAGAAAGUCUGGCGCAACUGGUGAAAGGCCUGCCGUGUCUCAGGCAGCUGGACCUCUCCAUGACCCAGUGCGACACCCAAGUGUUGUCGGCUGUGGCCUCUUCCUGCCAGUGCCUUCGUGAACUGGCUAUCGUCGAAUGUGGCAAACUCACCCCAGAUUCCCUCCUCUAUCUGGCCUAUGACCCCCUCGUUGGCUCCUUCAGGGCCCUGGAAUUGCAGAGGCUCAUGGCUGAAGGACUGGAGCAUGAUGUGAACCGACAAGAGCAGGUUUGGGUUCUGGCCUUCGUGGUGCUGGCUUUGCCGAGCCUCAAGUUCCUGGUUCAUGACCUCCUCACAGAGGCCGUGUCCCUGAUCCACAGGCAGCAAUUUGACGCGGCCCAGAUGCCUCCUGGGUUUCCUUCCUUAAAGGAACUGGCACGGGGCAGAGUGACCACCCCCGCAAACGACGGGAUUUUGAGACCCACCUUGGCCCUCCAGUAUAUGGAUAAUGUGAACCAGUCUAACCUGACUGAUGUCUGUGCCCUGUGCCCAGACUUGGUGCGGGUGGCCAUGGACCCAGGAGACAGCCCCAUGUGGGCCCAACGGGUCUUGUCCUACCGCUGCCUCUCCCAUCUUACGAUCAGCUGCAGGAAAGAGAAGGACCUGAUGGAGCUUUUGCCGGUGACAACCAACCUUGGAGCCCAGCUUCUGUACCUCUCCAUUAGUGGCUUCUCCUUUAUAGAUCCGUUCUCUUUCCAUAACCUUCUGAGGCAUUGUGGGAAUCUCCAAAAAUUCAGGGCCUCUUUCCUCUCUCCGGAGAAGGAUGAGGAGGGCGGGCAGUCAGUUGAUGAAGCUAUGGAUUGGGACUUCGGCCUCUUCCCUCUCGAGUUCCUUCAGCUUUCUGACUUCUCCUUGGAGCAUUCUGACAAGGGGAAUCCUCUGCCUUUUCGCCAUGCGAGGGUGUUGAGGGAAUGUUUAGUAUCCGUGAUGAAACAUUCCCCGUUGCUACGAAGCUUGGAUCUGGUCCACUUGCCUUUCUCCUUGGAUGAUGUUUUUCAGGAGGUGCUGAUGUGCCCUGCCCUGCUCCACCUCUCUACGCUCAUGUUCGAUAAUGCCCAGGUGUCCAUGUGCACCAUUGACCUCUUGUUGUCUUCAAAGAAUCACCUUUUUUACAUCUACUUGUACAGAUGCCCAGACAUUGACAUGGCGGAAUACAAUAAGAUCCUCCACAAAAUUGAGAGGGAGGGUUUUAAUGUACAGAUUCACUUAGACUGAAAAUUCAGCUAUUCUGAAUUUGGUAGCUACACUUACUGUAUGUUAUAGUCAAGAUGUGCUUUGUCUUCUUUUUAAAUAAAAGUUCAGCCAAGAUGCUGUAUUUUUAAAAAAAUAAAAUGG
Molecule: messenger RNA, 1992 nt
Organism: Pogona vitticeps (central bearded dragon)
Lineage: Eukaryota; Metazoa; Chordata; Lepidosauria; Squamata; Agamidae
Source: RefSeq, a predicted model, not a curated record